AUGAAUAUCUUUCACAAAGCUAUUCGCCGUCGCCGUUAUCGGCCUGACUAUGAUGUCGACCUAUUGAGUGCUGCCUUCGGCCUUCCAUUUCUACGCGGCAAUGGAUCUGGAAACAACAGCGCUCGUCGUGUAGGACUCGAAUAUGCAUCCGACUCUGACUCUGACUCUGACUCUAAUUCUGAAUGUGGUGAUGGCAACGAAGUCGGCCCCGAGAACGCCUUUUCUUCGUCUUCUGAGGAUGACCGAGGGCGUCAGCAACAUGGCUAUGAUACACCGGAAAGAGUCUCUACGCCUCAUCCACUUCCUCAUUCGUCUCCUCAUCCUUCGAAAAGAUCCCCUCAGAGAAAGAAACACCAUCGUCGACAUCGCACAAAGUCAUCACCUCGCUCAAGUCCCCGAAAAUCGUCUCGCCGUCAGGGAUCUCGCUCGAGUUCUCGAAGAUCGACCGCCGAGAUCAUGAAGAGUCAACAACAGCCUGUUUCUCAUGUACGACCUUCUGCAACAUUCCCCCCUCAGUUUCCCAUUCCUUUGUCGAAUCAAUCUUGUAACAUUGUACAAUCUUCAUCAUUUCCUAUCCCUUCUUUGAACCAGCCUCUUAGGGUCCCAGAUUACCAGCCUUUCCCUCAGCAACCAGUGUACUAUCAACCCCAGAUCAACUAUGUUCCGCACCAACCAUCUCCCCUGGUGCAAGUUCAUCCGGCUCAGUAUAUUGCGCCUGUUCCCCAAACUGUCGCAACACGAACUCCUACAUCUGACCAAGCACCACCAGUCUCUAUGCCUCCGGUGGCAUCCGAGAACACCCUAAAUCCAGCAGGGGAUGGGGAUGCCCGCCAGAACAAGUCUGGCAACCAGAAAGACACCGGGGUUUCGGGCCCAUUGACAAAUGAAGUGCAACGCCUACAGAAACAUAUAGAAGCCAAGAUGGCCGACUUGGCCGAGGAGCCCAACAGCAGAAUCUUACGCCGCGACCUCCGCCGUCUUCAAGACAGACUUAACUUUGCCUUGAACAAGGCCAUCACAGAAAGCAAAAGGCCUCACUCAAGACAAGUAUCACUCUCAACUGUCAGCGGCUUCUCUCAAUCAGUCCAUGAUCAUAAGACUGCACAAUCGAAGGACUUUGAGCAGAGUCGGAAGCGAGAGCAAUGUGGCCAACGAGCUGUGAGUCCUCAGCGCAUCGAACGCCAUCACGUUUGCACGGAGUGUGGAAACAUGCGUUCAGCGCUCUACCACAAGAAAUUUCCUGUUGGCUCAGGACCAUCCACGAAGAUUAAUCUCUGUGAGAGCUGCCGGGAGAUGGAACACAAACGAGGUGUCGUACGCCAAUACCACUUCUGUUUCAAUUGUGGAAGCGCAAGGUCCAAGACAUUUCAUGCACAGAACCCAGUCUUUCCAGGAGAGCCCAUCUUCACGAACUAUUGCGAUGCCUGCGUCCUGGAGUUCCACUACAAUGGAAGUCUGCCAGACACUUCUGUGAUUGGCCUGGCCCCCAGACUGAAGGAUCACAUAGCCAGGCGAGCUGCGAUUCAAAAAGAAGAUGACAUGGAUUCUCUUACUGUCAAUCGCCACCGCAAUCGUAAGAAAAGCAAAUCAAAAGCCCCCCUUGGCCAGGACGAGGCCUCCGAGUACGAGAAACAGGCCCCGGCGGUUGAAAAAGUCCGCGGAAGGCGUCCUGAACCACGAGAGCCCAGAGACAGUGUUGUUUCCCCAGAGACUACCGUCGUCUCCCCGGAGUCGUCUUACUGUCCAUCGAGAGACACGGGAUCUUCCGGUCGCCGAGCAGAGCGGAAGUCAUCAGGAGAUGUCAAUACUGAUCCUCCUCCUCAUCCUCAGAAUGAGAGUGAAAAGCUUCCUCGAAAUUACCAGGCGCCAUAUGUUGAAGACUCGGUUUCGACGGCUCACUCAAAGGUGGACACUCACACUAGUAGCCAUGAAAGCGAAAAGACUGGUCAGAAGUUCGCGAACAAGGUUUACGAACCAUGGAAAACUCUUCCACGCGACUUUGUUCUCAAGUCUGCGAUGGCCAGUGAUCGCUCAUCUUCAGACGGCUCCGGAAAUGCCCAGGAUGCAACAGCAAAGGAGCCACAUCGACCGCGCGAGAAGUCUCUUGACUCUGACCGCUCUGACCCGAGCUCUUCCAAGUCUUCUGGUAGCAAGACCGUGAGAUUCAAGAAGUCUGUCGAUGUUCGUACGCCCUUGACCCACGAUGGGGAUACUGAGCUCUCGGAGCCUGGGUCUCCCGCCCGCAUGAGGUCUUCAGGGUCCCCUCUCAUCUCCCGCAAGAAGCCCUCGUACUACAACAGCUAUUCACCUGAAAGAAAAGCCACAGACAAGUACCUCCAUCCUCACUAUGGCCAGUCUUCAAGGAAUAGUUCGGUUCCCAAUCGCGAGAACUUGCGUACACCAGACGACUUUCGACCCGGAGCACCUUCUAAGGGCUACUCCCAGGGUGCUUUCAGCAAAGAUUUUGACAACGGUGGAGACUGGGAUUCCUUCCGAAGUCCUGCGUACUCUUACAUAGAGCAGUAUACAGAUGACAGCCCCUUGCAUGAUCGCCAUGAGACAGAGGAAGGAUUCCAGGCACCGAUCCCCAAGUUUCGCGACUACAGCUAUCAUGAUCAGUAUAUGGAGUCCACUGCAUCUCUUCCAUCCCGUAUGUCUUCGGGAAGCGUGUUCUCAUCCUUCUUCAAGAAGAACAAGGACAAGUCAUCUUCCGUUCCCCCAGGCGAUCGAGCGAGUUCACACGCCCCUAGUCACAACUUUAACGAGACUGCCAGAGACAAUUAG
Fusarium redolens is the source of this 2784-nucleotide messenger RNA. RefSeq lists its product as uncharacterized. The record is from RefSeq and is a predicted model, not a curated record. The coding region runs from base 1 to 2784 and encodes 927 amino acids. Lineage: Eukaryota; Fungi; Ascomycota; Sordariomycetes; Hypocreales; Nectriaceae. The transcript has 2 exons.